Messenger RNA from Aphis gossypii (cotton aphid), 1009 nucleotides. RefSeq lists its product as uncharacterized. The transcript is spliced from 3 exons. The record is from RefSeq and is a predicted model, not a curated record. NCBI's taxonomy places the organism in Eukaryota, Metazoa, Arthropoda, Insecta, Hemiptera, Aphididae. Bases 176 to 1009 code for a protein of 277 amino acids.
UCUAUCCAAAAAUUGUCGGUUUUUGGUACCCAAGUCAAAGGAAAUCAUUCGUGCUCGUUGCUCGGCUCGUGAAACCAGUCCAACGCGUUCCCACGGACUAAAGAGGCUCGUGUAUAUUUUCACUAUUUUCUUUUUACCUUUUUUCGAAUAUUUUAUUUAUUUAUUUUUAAACAAUAUGGAGUGGUCAAAUGAACUGAUCUUAGAAUUUCUUGAUCUGUAUGAACAAGAACCUUGUAUCUGGAACCCAAAACACCCACAACACAAAAUUCGCAAUUCCAUACAUGAUUCGUGGGUAAAUAUUUCAAAAAAUCUCAGUUUACCGUAUUCAAUAAGUGACUUGAAAAAGAAGAAAGAAUCGUUGAUGGCCACAUUCAGGAAACUCGUUAACAAAGUUAAAACGAGUAAAAAAACGGGAUCGGGAUUAGAUGACAUCUACAAACCUGACUGGUUCGCAUACGAAGCAAUGGCCAAGUUUCUACAUAGCGUGAACCAACCUAAUGCCACCAAAAGUUCAGAGUUCCUUAUUCAGUUCGUGCUGGGUCCUGAACCCAAAAGGGACAAAUGUUCUCUUUAUAGCAAGUUACUCGGAAGGAAGUUGAGUGAACUUGAUGAACAAACUCAAGAAUAUGCUAUGUUUGAGAUUGAUAAGUUUGUAUAUGGACUUAAACAAAAAAAAUAUGCAACUCAAAACUACAAUCCACAGUAUACAGCGCCAGUUAGCACGAUUUGUAAUCAGCCUUCUACAUUUUCCACAUCAACUUUUCAUUCUCCAUCACCAACUGCAUAUACAUACACCACAUCAUCAUCACCAGUAUCUCAACAUUCUUACCCUCAAUCAUCGAACUCAAGCUUUCAGAUGUCACCUGAAGAUAUGUCACUCGCAUCAGUCUCGCCUGAUUUGCAACAACAUCAUAAUUAUAGACCUACAUACACGAUUAUUCAAAAUCAAAGUCCUGCAACACAUGGAAAUCAGGAGGAAGAACAUUCUAAUAUAUUUAACUUACAAUAA